Nerophis ophidion (straightnose pipefish) is the source of this 5973-nucleotide messenger RNA. RefSeq names its product RAB, member RAS oncogene family-like 6b (gene rabl6b). The record is from RefSeq and is a predicted model, not a curated record. Bases 435 to 2696 code for a protein of 753 amino acids. Gene Ontology annotation, cellular component: nucleus; cytosol. Gene Ontology annotation, molecular function: GTP binding; GTPase activity. Lineage: Eukaryota; Metazoa; Chordata; Actinopteri; Syngnathiformes; Syngnathidae. The transcript has 19 exons.
UGAAACGUGUUUCCCUCGGUCUACACCGGACGGACCGGAUCGCUGUUUUUUUUUUUUUUUUGCAAAGGAAUGUCGCUAUAACGUUGCUGCGAGGAUGAUGGAUGUCUGACAAGAACAUUACGGAGGGAGGAAAAGGACCAAAAUGUCGGUGAAAGAGUAUUUGCUGCUCAAGAAACUACUUGUGUGAUGGAUCAUUGGCCUGCACAAAGAUCAUGGCUGUCCUGAAUGCUGCAGACUCCUCCUUCAUUUUCCACUACUUGAUGAAUGAACCACAGUAAAGGUGACACUGUAACGCCGCAAUGACCACUUCUGUCUCCAGCCAUCUGGCAAAAACACCACAAAUUUAAUCGAGCAGCUCAGAGCCUGCGUGCCCGCUGCCCUCAAGCCGCACCGGUUGCACCUUUCAGUUUGCCGUCGCACAAGGUGCCGUCAACAUGUUUUCGGCGUUGAAAAAGCUGGUGGGCUCGGAGCCGGGCCAGCUCCGGGACAAGAACAUCCCCGCCGGCCUGCAGUCCAUGAACCAAAGUUUGCAGAGACGCUUCGCUAAGGGGGUGCAAUAUAAUAUGAAAAUCGUCAUCCGGGGAGAUCGAAACACUGGGAAGAGCACUUUAUGGUAUCGACUGCAGGGCAAGAAGUUUGUGGAGGAGUACCUUCCUACCCAGGAAAUCCAAGCCACAAGUAUCCACUGGAACUACAAAAUGGCUCCGUAUCACGCUACAGAUGACGUGGUCAAAGUGGAGGUGUGGGACGUGGUGGACAAAGGCCAAAAAUAUCCUGUUGAUGAAGGUGUAGGCAAAGGCAAAAAGCGAGGCGACAAUCUGAAACUGGAGAACGAGCCGCAGGAGUCGGACGAGGUGGCCCUUGAUGCGGAGUUCCUGGACGUGUACAAGAACUGCAACGGAGUGGUCAUGAUGUUUGACAUUACCAAGCAGUGGACAUUUAACUACAUCGUAAGAGAACUUCCCAAAAUACCUACUCACAUACCAGUCUGUGUGUUGGGGAACCACAGAGACAUGGGAGAGCACCGAGUCAUCCUGCCUGACGAUAUCAGAGAACUGAUCGCCGGACUGAACAGGCCAGUGGGCUCAUCGUACAUCCACUAUGCUGAGUCUUCCAUGAGGAACGGCUUUGGCCUGAAAUAUCUGCACAGGUUCUUCAACAUCCCCUUCCUGCAACUCCAGAGAGAAACCCUCCUGAGGCAGCUGGAGACCAACCAGUUGGACAUCGACGCCACCCUGGAAGAGCUGACUGUGCAGCAGGAGACCGAAGAUCAAAACUAUGAGAUCUUCCUGGAGCACCUGGAGUGCCGCAGUAAAGGCUACGGCUCGCCGGGUCCUGCCAACGGUCAAAGUCCCUCCUCGGGCUCCCAGUCCCCCGUCGUCCCUCCAAGCGGGGCGUCCACAGGAAGCUCCAGUCCGAGCACACCUCAGCCCCCGGCGUCCUCACAGGCGCCCCCACAGUCGCCUUCCGUGUCCGCCCCCUCGGCUUCGGCUCUGGCCGCCGCCAUCGGUCGGGCGGCCUCGCCGUCAGCUGAUGUGAAGUCAGCCGCUCAGUCACCGGAGCACCUUCAGUCCGCCGCCGCCGCACCAGCGCCAGCCCCCCAGAAACGUGGCUUCAUGUCCCGCUGGUUUGGCUCGUCUCCUGCCCCCGAGGCUCCUGUUAGUGCAUCGGAGGACCCGCCUGCUCCAGUGUGUCCUGCUGUCGUGCGAAGUGUGGACGACUUUGUGCCAGAAGAGCGACUGGACAAGAGUUUCCUAGAGGACAGUUUGCCCUCAAAGACCAAGACGCGUCAGCCAGUCUCAGCCUUGGACAGCGACAGUGACGGUGAAGGCAGAGGGAACCCAAUGGUGUCUGCUUUCCAGGAUGAGCUUGAUCCUGACGACACAGAGUCCAGUCUUCCACAAGCUCCAACGCUGCCACAUAGCAAAGACAUCUCUCUGUCCAGUGAGGACGAGGAGAAGGAGCGAGCACCAGCAGCAACAACUGUGAAAAAGGACCAGGAAUUUGACAGUGAACCAGAACUCAAAGCCCACAUCAGACAACCAAAAGGAUCUAAAGCUUCAGAGCCCAGAAAGCCGACUUCAGCGCCCAUCUUCCUCACUCUAACUCCAACAUCAGAGCAGCAAGGCAAGAAGAUGGGAAUCUCACCUACGGCUGAGGACUCUGACACAGACCCCGAGGUUCCAGUGGCCCAACAGAUGCUCUCUUUUGUAAUGGAUGAUCCUGAUUUUGAGUCAGAAGCAUUCAACACACCCAAAGUAGAAAAGACUACAUUCCCAGUCGGAGAUGGACUUCUGUCUGACCUCUCAGAUGAUGACACGCAGCCGUCGAAGGUGCCAGAACCUACAAAGCCCGCAGUGAUCUCCUUCAAGCACAAGGAUGAUACAGACCUUUUUGGCCUCGGCAUUCAAGAAGAGCCCUCAGCGACCAAAGAGAGCAGCGAUGAGCAAGAAGAUAAAGAAAGCAAGCAUGCGUCCAAAGACAAGAAGAAGAAGAAGAAGAAGAGCAAAGAGGAGGACGAGAAGAUCAAGAAACACAAACACAAGAAGAAGGAAAAGGAGGAGGCUGGAGAGGGCAAGGAGAAGAAGAAGAAGAAAGCGAGGACCAAGAAAACCGACGUGGACGAGCUGGAAGACUUUCUAGGAGGAGGAGCCAAAUCGUCCACAAGAGAUGACGGGGAUUAUGAAGAGCUCUAAAGUGAGGGAUGGAUGGCAUCUCCAAGGCCCACAUGAUGCUGUGCUCUUUGCUCUCACCUGUAAGGUAACAUUCAUUCCUCUGCUACCAAAUAACCACUCCAACAUGACGCAGCUUUCACCACAGACGGACGCUCCAUGUGGCCGCCUUGACGGGCCUGCGGACUGUGGGGGGUGGGGGGGUGGUCCACCUUUUCAGACUUAAGGCAGAUCCUGCUUUCCGUAUAGGGUGGCUUCUGGACCCAACAGCCAGUUGUGGAAGUCUCCCAUGAAAAAGUCCACUCGCUACACCAAUCUUCUUUUAAAACUCUUUUUGACACCUGUUAUGUGGUGCGUUUGAGGACUGCCAAACAAAGUGGGACAUUGCGACGCUUAGAGAAAUAAUAUCAGUGAAGCAUGAAAACAUGUUAAACUUGUAUGAAGUGUUUUUAAGUUAUUACUAGUGACAAGUAUAUGACGCCUCAGCGAGUGUGUGGCACACGCACUACCUGCAUUGACGCCACACUGAUACUGUCUUUGCUGUUUCAUAAAGGUGCCCGAUUAAAACUCACAAUGGACCUACCAAUGACUUAAAUAAAAGGGACCAAUUGGGAAAUCUGGGCUCAUUUUGAUUUUAUAGCACCAAAUAAGGUAAAUGUUAUUGUUUUCCAGUUUACUUUUUCAGGCUUUCAUUUUCCUUCCUGCAUGGCUAUUUGUUUUAAAAGAACUAAUUAAUUACAUUUGCUACCUAGUAAUAGUUUUAAUCCAGCAGUGCAGUUUCAAUACAGCCGGUGAGUGUGCCACUUACUCAAUUAGGCGUCAUUUAGCCAUCACUGUAUAUUGACACUCAUCGAAUUGCUUUUAGCUUGUCUUUACUGUAAAAACAAUGUCUUCAAGUGCAUUUUUAUGUCAGCCACUCUCGUCGCUAACACUUUUUACAACCCCGCUAUAGGAGAUCCACGCUGUAACGAAGAUUAGCAUUUAUUUCUUACUUCAUUUUUAGGGGGUUGGCGUAACGAACUGUAAUGUGCUAUCACUCGUCGACGGUUACAUUUGUGUGUGUGUGUGUGUGUGUGUGUGUGUGCGUGUGUGCGUGCGUGCGUGCGUGCGUGCGUGCGUGCGUGCGUGCGUGCGCGUGCACACUUUAACCCAAGUUUUUGGAUGCGAUCACUCCUCCGCAUGCGUUACAGAAGACGGAUGAUAAAUUGUAAAUGUAGAGACUAUGGAGGUUCGUUUGUGUUUUUUAAUUAUAUGACAGCUUUUUUUUUUACGCUGAAUUUACCUGAAUUACUUGCGGUUGAAUUUUGUGAACUGAAUUUGUUUUACCUAUAAUUAUGCUGAUAAUUUCAUCAAAUAUGCGAGUAAAAUGGGUGUUUAAAAAUUCAGUUUGUUAAAAUUGUGUUUUAAAAUACAAUGUCAAAAUUCUAUGUAAAAGAAUUUAGUGUUAAAACAAUUUGUAUACAUUUUUUUGGGGUAAAAACCUUUCAGUGUAAAAAAGAUUUAGUGCAGGAAAAUUUUGUGUAAAAAAAUAAUUUCACCAUUUGGUGAAAAAAUUAUUUAGUGCAUAUAAAGUCAGUUAAAAAAAAUCAGUGUAUAAGUUUUUUGCUAAAAUAUUUAAUUUAAAAACAAUUCAGUUCACAAAAAUUCAGUGCAAAAAGAAAAUCAGUGAAAAAAAUAGUUAAUACCUAAAAAUUCAGUAUAUAAAAUCAAAUGCAUAAAAAUUUAUCGGAAAAAAAUGAGUGUACAAAAGUUUUUGGCAAAAUUAUUUAUUUCAAAACCAAUUCCGUUCAUAAAAAAAUUUGUGGGAAAAAAAAAUCUGUGUAUAAAAGUUAAGUGUAAAAAAUAUCUAAUACCAAAAAAUUCAGUGUAUAAAAAUCCAUUGCAAAUAAAAUCAAUGUUUAAAAAUACAGUCCAUGUAAAAAAAAACAGUCCAUAAACAAUUUAGUGUGAAAACAUUCAGUGCAAAAAAAAUCAGUGUAUAACAUUUCUUUGCUGAAAUAUUUAUUUUAAAAACAUUUAAGUGCUAAAAAAAUCAGUAUAUAAAAAAAUCAUUGUAAAAAAUAUUGAAUGCCUAAAAAUUUGGUGCAAAAAAAUUUGAUGUAUAAAAAUACAGUCCAUAAAAAUCCAGCGUUUAGAAAUUCAGUGACUAAAACAUUCAUUGUAUAAAAAAAAUCAUUGCAUAAAAGAUUUAGUGUGAAAACAUUGAGUGUAUAGAAAUUCGGGGCGAAAAAAUCAGUGUAUGAAAUUUUUUUGCUAAAUAUUUAUUUUAAAAACAAUUCAGUUCAUUAUAAUUCAGUGCAAAAAAUAUUUAAUGCGUAAAAAUUCAGUGUAUAAAACAUUCAGUCUAUUAAAGAAAUCAGUGCAUAAAAAAUUAACUGAAAACAUUGAGUGUAUAAAAAUUCAGGGCAAAAGAAUCAAUGAAUAAUUUUUUUUUGCAAAAAUAUUGUUUUUAAAAACAAUUCAGUUCAUAAAAAUUCAGUGCAAAAAAUAUUUAAUGCGUAAAAAUUCAGUGCAAAAAAAUUCAUUGUAUAAGAAUAUAGUCCAUAAAAAUGCAGUGUAUAAAAUUAAGUAUGAAAUAAUUCAGUGUAAAAAAAAAAAAUUCUGUGCUUCGAGAUGUAUUUGCUGUUAAAUUAAGACUGAGGAAAUUGAUCAUGUUUGAGAACCAGCCACUGAGCUGCUUUCGUCUUAAAUUCCCAAAAGUGAGUUUUGAAGCAACACAUUUUCCUACACAGAAUAUUUUUUGGCGCAAAUAUGAUUUUACACUGGAUUUGUAGAUGACAAUUUUUUUUACAUUGAAUUUUUUAUUCAAUGAAAUUUGACGUAAAAAAAAAGGCAGUUGACAAAAGUCCUAGACAAAAAAUAGGAUCAGAUAAAUGGAGUGUGCUGUAAUAAAGGCCCAAAUGAAGCUGUCAUGUAAAUAAGAUGUUUUCUUUGUUGAAUCUAACAAUAAUAUAACAGUACUGUCAUGUAAAACAUCUUUUUUCUGUCCUCGUGAUGCUUGUCCUCGUCUUUGUGUGACAUUUUUACCCAGCUUUUUUCCAUCCCAAUUUACUGGUCAUUUUUGCCUGGUUCCUGUGAGAAUCCUGCGUGUGACUGAAAGCAUUUAGAAGCGAGUGUUGGUUAAUUUACCCGGGACUCAAAUGACCAGCAGGUAAUACUGUAUCAUCGCUUUCUCUUUUGGACUCAUCGUUGCGUCAACAUGGUUCUUCACUCACGCUCGAAGUGGGAGAGGAAGCAAAAAGCUAUUCAACUAAUGUUCUCUUUUAUUUGAUGUCAAUUAAAGACACAACUUCACCAUCAA